GUGGCGGCGGCGGCGGCGGCGGCCACGACGGCGGCGGUUGCUGCGCCCGGUACGCGGGUCGCCUGAGGCGCAGGCGCGGUGGACUCAGCCCGCCCCGGGCCUCGGCUCGCUGUGGACUCGUCAUGGCGAUGGAGAAGAGGCCUUUCCAGCUGGUGGUGUUCGGCGCCUCUGGCUUCACCGGCCAGUUCGUGACCGAAGAGGUGGCCCGGGAGCAGGCGGCCCCGGAGCGGGGCUUCCGCCUGCCCUGGGCCGUGGCGGGCCGCUCCCGGGAGAAGCUGCUGCGAGUGCUGGAGAGGGCGGCGCUCAAGCUCGGAAGACCGACACUACCAUCUGAAGUUGGAAUAAUAGUUUGUGACAUCACUAAUUCAGCCUCACUUGAUGAAAUGGCUAAACAGACAACACUUGUCCUCAACUGCGUAGGACCUUAUCGAUUUUUUGGCGAACCUGUAGUAAAAGCGUGUAUUGAAAAUAGAACCAGCUGCAUCGACAUCUCUGGGGAACCUCAGUUUCUGGAACUAAUGUAUUGGAAGUAUCAUGAGAAAGCUGCAGAGAAAGGGGUUUAUAUCAUUGGAAGCACUGGCUUUGACUCCAUUCCAGCAGAUCUGGGAGUAAUAUAUACCAGAAAUAAAAUGAACGGUACUUUGACUGCUGUGGAAAGUUUCCUGACUAUAAAUUCAGGACCUGAGGGGCUGUGUAUUCAUGAUGGCACUUGGAAGUCAGCAAUUUAUGGUUUCGCAACUAAGAAUAGUUUGAAAAAACUGCGAAAUGCAUCAUGUCUGAAACCUGUCCCAGUCCUUGGUCAGAAGUUGAAAAAAAGGUGGCCAAUUUCGUUUUGUAAAGAACUCAACACAUACACCAUUCCUUUCUGGGGAUCUGAUGCCUCUGUUGUGAGACGGACUCAGCGUUACUUGCAUGAAUAUUUGGAGGAACCACCAGUUCAGUAUGCUGCCUAUGUUUCUGUGGGAGGCAUCACCUCUGUUAUUAAGCUGAUGUUUGCUGGACUUUUCUUCUUAUUCUUUGUGAGGUUUGGCAUCGGAAGACAACUUCUCAUAAAAUUCCCAUGGCUCUUCUCCUUUGGUUAUUUUUCAAAACAAGGUCCAACACAAAAACAGAUCGAUGGGUCAUCAUUUACAAUGACAUUCUUUGGUCAAGGAUACAGCCAAGGCAUUACUGCUGAGAAGAACAAACCAAAUGUCAAAAUUUGUACUCAGGUGAAAGGACCAGAGGCUGGCUAUGCAGCCACACCCAUAGCCAUGGUCCAGGCCGCCAUGACUCUACUGAAUGAUGUCACCGACCUUCCCAAGGGGGGCGGGGUCUUCACACCCGGAGCCGCCUUCUCCAGAACCAGGUUGAUUGACAGACUCAACCAGCAUGGCAUUGAAUUUAGUGUCAUUAGCAGCUCUGAGGUCUAAACAGUUGAAGAAGUGAAGUCACUAAAUGCAUGAAUUAACAGCUCCUGUAUGUGAUACGUGAGAUUCUUCUAUGAGCCUGUCUGACUGUAUGUGGAGAUGAUUGUCAAAGUGUAAAAUCUACACAUUAAAGGCAGGAGAUUGUACUAACUUA
This is a messenger RNA of Perognathus longimembris pacificus (Pacific pocket mouse), 1563 nucleotides long. It is a transcript of the gene Sccpdh, whose product is annotated as saccharopine dehydrogenase (putative). The coding region runs from base 123 to 1412 and encodes 429 amino acids. The transcript has 12 exons. The record is from RefSeq and is a predicted model, not a curated record. Gene Ontology annotation, biological process: glycolipid biosynthetic process. Gene Ontology annotation, cellular component: plasma membrane; lipid droplet; mitochondrion. NCBI's taxonomy places the organism in Eukaryota, Metazoa, Chordata, Mammalia, Rodentia, Heteromyidae.